Molecule: messenger RNA, 617 nt
Organism: Symbiodinium pilosum
Lineage: Eukaryota; Dinophyceae; Suessiales; Symbiodiniaceae
Source: the annotation of a GenBank genome assembly
AUGGCAUCGGCAUCAACAGCGUUAACCCCAAGAAACAGCCUCCUCGCGCAGGUGUAUGAGAUCAUCGCCGCGCCUCUCAGGAUCCUCGUCAAGGUCCAGGCCAAGGCGAGUGCCCAAGAGAUCGAAGACCAGCGCAUGGAAAAGGCCAGCUGGAGCAACGAACAGAUCUUGAAGGAGGAGCAGACCCGAAAUUCUGGACGGCUGCGGAAUUCGGCUUUCGUCUUCUUUGCCUUUCUCAUAGGUCUAAUGUCUUGGGCCAGCUACAUGGACUCCACUUACGGUGGGCCUGUGCAUGGAAAGGGCUUCUGCUUCCCCGCUGGCGUCAUGCCGGCCUACAAUAUCCCUGACGCGGAGGGCAACGCUCGCCUCCCCUGCAACUGCGCUCCACUGUACAAGUGGUAUCUGGAGCCAAGUUUGACUGCUCAGCAGAUCGACGACAUGAAGGACGCGGCUCCAAAGGUGGACAGCAAGAACUGCGGCCGAACUAUGGGGGGCGAGAAGAAAGACUGCGAUCCCAGGACUGUUGGCGGAUGCGUGUGGACGAAGGAGGAUCUUGCCAGAGAUCCUACAUACUGGGAGGGCUUCACUCCCACCUACUGGGAGAAGCAAGCGAAGAC